Messenger RNA from Striga asiatica, 1407 nucleotides. NCBI's taxonomy places the organism in Eukaryota, Viridiplantae, Streptophyta, Magnoliopsida, Lamiales, Orobanchaceae. The record is from the annotation of a GenBank genome assembly.
AUUUCUGUCUCUCGCAUAUCGCUCUCGCACAGCCACAACCGCACCAUCCCUACUCACUCCGUCACUCGGGCCUCUCUCUCACAGUCGCUCUCUCCGGCCGUCCGGCGUCUUGAGCCUCUCGACACAGUACACACUCGCGAAGUCCGACACAGUCUCUUCUUCGCGCCUCGACCGCUCGACUCCUCACCUCCGAAGUCCGACCCAAAAGCUCCGGCCGCUCCUCGCCUUGCCUCGACGACCCGCCUCACCUCCGAGGCUCCGACACAAAGGCUCGACGCCCCACCUCCGCCUCGACUCCCUGCCUUUGACUCGACUCCAAUUUCAGAUAUGGUCGAAACCCUGAAUAUCAGAUUUCUGCAUAUUGCAAGUUUUAUGAUGAACAUUUUGCAUUCAACUUCACCUUUCAUCCCACCUAAUCAGUCGGCCCCACUACCGCAACCCUUGGUGAAGUCACCAUCUCUUCAUACCUUUGUUUGCCGUUCCAAGUCUCACCUAUCGAUUUCCAGUUCAAUUAAAUUCCCACAUACUUCAUCAAAAUCCUCACGAGCACUUCAAUUCUCUAUUGACUCUACAGUUCCUUCUAGUUAUCCUGUGACAGAUUUUGUAGUCCAUUUCGAAGAUUUUGUGGAGAAAGAUUGGUCAUUUCUUGAUCCAGACGAAACAAAAGCCGAUCAGGAGCAUAUGAAGAAGAUUGACCGAAUCAUAUCUGCCGGAAAAAUCGAGGAGACCUCAAGGGUUCUGGUUUCAGUUGGUUCUGAAGCCUUUGUGGAUAGAGUGGUUUGCUCAUCGCCUUGUGAACAGCUGUUUGUCAUUCACGACUCUCUUUUAACUUUGGCUUGCAUUAAGGAAAAAUACGAUGAGGUCAAAUGUUGGCAAGGAGAGUUGGUAAAUCCACCUGAGAAAUGGACGAAUUUUGAUGUCGUGUUUCUUUAUUUUCUCCCAGCUUUGCCCUUUGAGCUUGAUCAGGUUCUUGCAGCUCUGGCUGGCCGUUGUUUGCCGGGCGCAAGAGUUGUGAUAAGUCACCAGCAGGGCAGGCAAGUGGCAGAAGAUCAACAAAAGCAAUAUCCAGACAUAGUGGUUUCGAGUCUGCCAGAGAAAAUGACUUUACACAACGCUGCAGCUAAGCGUUCAUUUGAAGUGGUUGAGUUUAUGGAUGAACCUGAUUUUUACCUUGCUGUUUUAAGAUAUAAUGUGGCUUUGGAUAAAUAGACAAUUAGCUACAAUGUAGACGGGUUCUCCCUUUGUUAAAAUGCAAGCAGACCUCAGUAUUCAACGCGACAAUGGAAUGUCAUAUUUUUCAAACGAUUGAUAUCUGAUCUCGUGUGAUUAUUUCAGUAUUCAGAUUUCUUCAUAACUUGUUUCACAUCUUUAUUCUUCUUAACAUUAAUGCAAAAAGUACAUUUUUCU